AUGGCGAAAUACAAGAAAGGUAAAGAAGCAAAAUAUGCCGACGUCAUAGCGGAUGACGAUGACGAUGAUGUUUUACCGGUUGCUCGAAAAAUUGCAGAAACAACAAAAGAAGUAGAUCAACCUGUACAUUCGUCGCAUUUCGAUCUCGAUGAUAAACCAUUCUCAGCAAUCAACAAGGCAAUUCUUCCAACAUACAUCGAGGAUUCGCAUGACUUGUUUGACAUAUUCGGAUUCAGAAAGAAAAACGAUGUGGUUGAGAAAAAAACUGACGAAGAUGAACCGACGACAUCGACUAUCGAGAAUAGUGCUCACAAAAUGAAAUUCAUUUCUCUUAUUCAAGAUGUGCACACUGAAGUGAAAGAUGAUGUACUGUGGUCGCAUGUUUUGGGACCUGAAUUAAAAACUGAACGGUUUGAGGAACUUCUGAAGCAAGGAGGAAUACCACAUUCAAUGCGCCCGUAUUUAUGGCCAAGGUUGUGCGGUGCGACGAAAAAACAGAAAGAGGCGAAAUAUAAUUAUGAGAGCGUUUUGCGGCAGUGCGCACUGGACAAACCGUCAAUUGGAGUGCAAAUUGAGCGCGAUUUAAUGAGAACCUUGCCCAACAAUAUUUGUUUUUGGAAGAAAAACUCGCAUGGAAUCGAUGCGCUUCGGCGAAUAUUGAAAUCGGUGGCAUUCAUUUACCCUGACCUGGGAUAUUGUCAAGGGAUGGGUGUCAUUGCUGCAAAUUUGUUGCUCUAUUGCUCGGAAGAAACGACGUUUUGGAUAAUGACGGCAUUGAUUGAGGAUAUUCUGCCACCAAAUUAUUACAGCCAAACCCUAUUAGGGUUGCAGGCUGAUGAAAGGGUGACCAGACAUCUGAUGAAAUGUCAUGUUCCUGACUUGAAUAAAGCUUUGGACGAUUAUGAAGUGGAGAUAUCUCUUCUAACAGUUAAUUGGCUUUUAACAUUGUUUGGAUCAGUAUUCCCAACGGAAGUCUUACUAAGAGUUUGGGACUUUAUUUUCUACUCAGGCGGUGUGAACAUAUUUCGAGUGAUUAUAUCGAUAUUCAAAAUGAGAGAAGAGGAGCUGGUAGAGAUUGCGAACACGACAAAGUCAUCUGCGGACAUAUUCACGGCUUUGAGUCGACUUCCAACAACGGUUCAAGACGUGGAAAAGGUCAUUGAGUAUAUGGGUUCAUUUGAGUUUACAAUAACAGAUCAUCUCAUAACAGAAUUAAGGAAAAAACAUCAGGCAAUUCUCAUGGCAGACCAAGGCAUGAUUGUGAAUACAUCAACGGAUACAAACUUGCCAAAGCAGACCACCAAGCGUCGAAAACUGACAAGGUCAAAAUCCAUUAUUAAACAAAUAUUCAAUUCAAAGGAUGAACCGAACGACCCGAAAAUGAAAAAUAUUCGUCAAACGGAAAUACUUGUCGAUUUGAAGGAGUCAGUUCUUCAGAUAUGCCGCUAUUUUAUAUCAUGCGAUGAAAAAAUGGAAAUGAAUGUUUGCACACAGGCUGAUUACAGUCCAGAAUCGCAUAAAAAAGACAUUGAAAAUUAUCUAAAAGGUCGCCGAGAGGGCGCGCGUCGUGCAAGAGCGUUGCUCGAUUUUGCACGACAGGAGGAUGACGAGCUUGGAUUUCGAAAAAAUGACAUUGUGACAAUUAUCAGCGAGAAGGAUGAGCAUUGUUGGAUUGGAGAAGUCAAUGGGCUCCGUGGAUGGUUUCCGGCAAAAUUUGUGGAGGUCGUCGAUGAGCGUGGCAAAAGUUACACAAUCUAUGGGGAUGAAGCUGUGUCGCCGGAAAUAACGGAAUACAUUCGAGGUCGUCUGGCUAAUAGUUUCCGGCAAAUCAUGGAUCAUGGGAUUCGAGAAAACGUACUUUAUUCAUCAGUUGCAUAUCAUCCCUGGUCGUUUGUAGAGGACAUUGCAUACUAUUCUGUCGAGAAAAAUUUCAAUUCCGUGUACUCUCGUCUCACUCUUUGCAACACGUUCAACUUGGAUCAGGACGGAAAGAUUCUGACCCCCGAGGAACUACUAUUCCGUUCGGUUCAGCUAGUCAACGAUUCACAUAAUUGCGUAUCUGCCCAUCCCGAUGUUAAAUUGAGAAGUCUUCUUGUUCUUGGCGUAAACGAGCAAUGCCUUCAUUUAUGGUUCGAGCUGUUCUGCUCAGCAACGUCUCAUGAGCACAUCCGCAACAAAUAUUAUCAUAGUUGGGCAUUUAUUCGCUCACCGGCUUGGCGGCAAAUCAAGUGUGAUCUUCGGCUGCUAAGCCAAUUCUCGUUCAAUUUAAGUAUGACGUUUGAAAUCGAUGGAAUAGAUAAGAAGAAAAAGAAAGCGUCAAACGGGCUUCUGACAAGCCAUAAGAAGAAGAUUCUGUCUACUGUUGUCUCCUCAUCUCAAGAAGGAAAGAGCAACAGCGAAGAGCCAUUGAAACAGGGCGUGACUGACAUGUUAAUCAAACAUCAUCUAUUCAGUUGGGAUCUUUAA
Molecule: messenger RNA, 2466 nt
Organism: Caenorhabditis bovis
Lineage: Eukaryota; Metazoa; Nematoda; Chromadorea; Rhabditida; Rhabditidae
Source: the annotation of a GenBank genome assembly